Rangifer tarandus platyrhynchus (Svalbard reindeer) is the source of this 372-nucleotide messenger RNA. The record is from the annotation of a GenBank genome assembly. NCBI's taxonomy places the organism in Eukaryota, Metazoa, Chordata, Mammalia, Artiodactyla, Cervidae.
AUGUCCAUUGAGUCGGUGAUGCCAUCCAACCAUCUCAUCCUCUGUUGUCCCCUUCUCCUUCCACCUCCAAUCCUUCCCAGCAUCAGGGUCUUUUCCAAUGAGUCAGCUCUUCACAUCAGGUGGCCAGAGUAUUGGAGUUUCAGCUUCAACAUCAGUCCUUCCAAUGAACAUCCAGGACUGAUCUCCUUUAGGAUGCACUGGUUGGAUCUCCCUGCAGCCCAAGGGACUCUCAAGAGUCUUCUCCAACACCACAGUUCAAAAGCAUCAAUUCUUUGGCGCUCAGCUUUCUUUAUGGUCCAACUCUCACAUCCAUACAUGACUACUGGAAAAAGCAUAGCUUUGGCCUUUGUUGGUAAUGUCUCUGCUUUUUAA